UUAUACAAGACACAAGAUGAUAGAAGGAAUGUCAUAGACAUAUAAUGCAAAUUAUAAGGUAGCAUAAAAGCAUUUCGAUCUAGGUAUAAUUAUGGAAGUAGGUUGAAAAAAGUGCAGUUUUAGUUUAAGACAAUAAAUGUCGUCAGUGCAAAAGAGGCAUUAGUGAUAGUGAUAUCGUGAUUUAACAAACGAGACACUUGGAAGUGGAAAAAAAUAGGUGUUGUGUACCAAAACUUCAACAAGUUAUUGCGGGUAUUAUGUGUCACAGAAGAUAUCUCUUUACGUUAGAAAGGACGUAAACUUGAAAGUUUUUAAAUUGUAUCGUGUCCACAAAGUUUUUAGUAUCAUGUAGAAAGUAUUGGAACGAAAUAUCUGACCUUUUUUAUUGUUUACUAGUUUGGAGCGUAUGGUAUUCCCGGACUUUUAUACGAUGUCGGUAGAAGCCGAUACUCGAUCGCUUAAAAUUGUGAAGAGAAUUUAUGAACCUUCCAAAUCAAGGACAAUCCGCAGCCCUCAAGUUAGAAGAAAGUUGAUACGAUAUCACUUGGGCAAUUUAACAUGGAAAAUUUCGCAAGAUAUCGCUUUGAGCAUCAAAAGCAGUUCCCCCCCCCCCCCCCCGCCGGAUAAUAUUUCUGUUUUUAAAAAUUUUAUUCAAUCAAAGAAUAGGAUUUAUGUUAAUUUUUCAAAAAAAAACCCACAGGCUACUUAAUACUAUUUAUAAAUCUUCUGGAGUGGUUGAUGAUGAAUGAAACUUGCUGACGUUUGGUUUCGCGAAAGAUUUGUAAAUAGGAUUUAUGUUUCAACAUUUUCUAUUGUUCUAUGUUUUAUUUGUUUAAAUAUUUCUAACAUGGAAAAAGAAGGAUAGAAGAAGAAGUAGAAGAAAAAAAAGAAGAAUUGAAGUUGGAAACAUGAAGAAGCGCACCAGGAGGUAGAAUUGGAUCAACGUGAAUUCAUUUUUUUAUUGUCGCGAUAACUGUUAGCAAUAGAUGACUUUUUAUUCGUUUGAUUGAAAUUAUUCGCCAUCUGAAGAGAGAGAAGAGCGCAACGACCAAGUAGAUCAAGAUGCAUUGCCAUAAAUUUUUUUUAUGUUCUCUCAUGUGUGCUUCCGUCUAAUUCUAAUAAAAAUUUUAGAUACAUAAACGAAACUCACAAGUAUGUCAGGCAGACCCCAAAAUUUGUAAACCAGAUACGAUCCGAAAUAGUUUACCUCCAUAAUUACAACUGUCGUGUAGCCAGGAAUAGCAGCGUGUACCCUCUUGGAAAAACUAUGAGAAAGCUGCUCAUUUGUUACGUGGAGUUAGAAAUGGCUGUUCUAAGUAAACCCGAAUUUAAUCGGGAUUCCUAUAUCACAAUUGCUCAAGACAGAGUCGUUAGGUUAUUGUGUUUGAUAUAUGCCGAGUAUAGCAAAUUUAGUCCAAAAACUCCGGGGCAAAACAAUUCAAAUGACGUUUGGAAGCUCGUGUGCCUGUUGCUGGAAGAUGUAGAUCUCGAUACACAUAACGCCGUCGAUGGGAUUAGAAGAAUGGUCUUCAGGCGGAUUGAUAUUUCAAAGGAAAGGACGUUGUCGGCGGGUCAAGUGAUAUUAAAUCACAUGAAACUUCCCAGGCAGUAUAUUCUCGAUUUCGAAAAAAUGGAGGAAGACGACAAUGAAAGCGACGAUGACGAAACUUUUCCGUUCGACUUGCAAAAAUUGGGAGUAACCCAAACAGAACGUUUAAAACAAAAAAGGGAGACGUUUCAAAUACCGAAACCGACGCCAGUGUCACUCGAAAUUGGCGAGGGGAUCAAAAUAGAAUUGACUUUGGGGCCACAACAAUCAUCGAGAAUGGAAGACUCGACCGAGCUGGUUCCUACCAUUGAUCUCACAGGUGGUAGUGCCAUCGAGAUAUUUUUACCGGAGAAAAGAGUACAGGACAGUGCGCGAAGAAGGGCACAGUUAGAAAGGAUGGCGAUGAUUGAAGAGGAAAAGCGUGUUGCGCGUGACAAAAUUAUCGCCGAGUCGUGGUUGAAACAUAGGCCCAAGGACAUAAACUUCCAAGAAAAUAACUUUAAACCAUUAUUGGCUAAUACCAUUAUAGACUUACUAGAUAGUGAUGAUGACGACACCCCUCCCCCUUGUAACGCAAUAUGUGCUUCCUCGACAACCAUUAAAAACGAAGAUGUCAGUUUACCUGCUGUUCUCGAAACUGAAACCACUCACCAAACAUUCUCUGUGAAUAAUACUUCCAAGGGGGUCUUUACCAUCCGAAAUGAGUCUGGCAGUCAAAAUGCUGACGUCAUUAUAUCUGAAAAAUCUGAAAGAAAAAAAGAGGAAAUAAUUCAAGAAAAGAAAAGCGAAGAAAAUGAAACCACUGUGGAAAAUGCAGCUGAUACGAAUUUGGGUAAUCAUGGUGCUCAGUCUAUUGAAAAAGGAAUCAGCGAAUUCUCCUCACAUAAUAAUGAGAAAAAGUUUAUUGCAAUAGACAUUCAACGAGAAAGUGAAGAUAAGGAAACUGCCACGGAAAACGGGGCCUAUCCGAAUUUGGAUAAUGGCGGUCCUCAAACUAAAGUAAUUGAAGUUGCGUCCUCUGAAAAACCAUACAUUUUUCAAGAAGUGAAUGUUACUCUAAAGGAAAUUCAAGGGAAAAGGGAAGAGAAAGAAACCGCCAUGGGAAAUGCAGCUGACCCGAAUUUGAAUAAUGAUGAUACCGUGACUCGAGACAUUAAAUUGGAAUUCCCUUCAAAUAGUCACAAGAAAAGAGUCACUGAAAAAGACAUUCAAAGAAAAAGUGAAGGGAUAUUAACCUUGGAAAAUGAAGCUGAUACGAAGUUGGAAGAUUUUCAGAAUAUUGCAAUUGAAGGAGUGUCCUCUGAUAAAAAACUAGAAAUAAUUGAUGUAUGCAGUGUGACUCAGAACACUAAAUUGGAAUUCCCGUCAAAUAAUAACAAAAAAAAACUUGCUGACAAAGACAUUCAAGGAAAAAUUGAAGAUAAAGAAUCAACCAUAAAAAAUGAAGCUGAUACGAAUUUAGUUGAUUUUCAAUACAUUGAAAUUGAAGGCGUGUCUUCUGAUGAAAAACUAAAGAUAAUUGAAGGAGAGAGUGUGAGUCAAAACAUUGAAUUUGUUACUCUAAAAGACAUUGAAGGGAAAAGCGAAAAAAAUGAGACCGCCAUGGGAAAUGCAACUGAUCCAAAUUUGGAUAAUGAUCGUUCUCAAAAUAUUAAAAUUGAGGGAGCGUCCUCUGGUGAAAAAUUGGGAAUAAUUGAAGGUAUGACUAAAAAUAUUGAAUUGGAAUUCCUUACAAAUAAUAACCAGAACAAAGUUGUUGAAAAAGAUAUUGAAAGAAAAAGUGAAGAAAAGGCAUCUACCAUGGAAAAUGUACCUUGUCCAAAUUUGUAUAAUGAUGGUUCUCAAAAUAUUGAAAUUGAAAGAGUAUCCUUUAAUGAAAAACUAGAAAUAAUUGACGAAAUCAGUGUCACUCAAAAUAUUCAGUCGGAGAAUAACAAGAAAAAUGUUACUGGGGAAGAUCUUCAAAGAAAUGCUGAAGAAAAUGAAUCUACCAUGACAAAUGCAACUGAUCGGAAUGCGGACGAUGAUGUUUCUCAAAAUAUCGAAAUAGCAAAACUGUCCUUUGAUAAAGAAUUUGAAGUAUGUGUGACUCAAAAUAUUGAAAUCACGUUACCUUCAAAUAAAAACAAUAAAGAUGUCACACUAAUGGGCAUUCGAGGAGAAAGCAAAAUUACUUUUGAAAAUGAAACUGAUUUGAAUAUGUGUAAUGAAGCAUCUCAAAUCAAUGAAACUGUAUCUCUAACCUCUGCCGAUGUUGGACCAUCCAAAUUAGAUGUAGGAGGUGAUGUUUAUCCGGAAAAUUUCAGACACAGAUAUCAGCUUGGCGAAGAACAAAACAAAAAGGUCAAUAUUGUUAAAAAAAAUAUUUACAGCAUGGAGCACAUCUUAAAAACUUCGAAUGUUUCGGAAAAUGUCAGCAUUCCCCACGAAAUAGCAAGCUGUCUUUCCAAUAUACAAGACGGGGAUGUUGCUAUUGAUCUUUCUACAGAUAGUCGUAAAAAUGUCGAAGAGCUGUUGGUUUCUACCAAAAUCGAAACAAAUCAGCACGCUAUAGGAAAAGGAAUCGGAAACGAAUCUGAACUUUUGAACGUUAGCAAAUGUUCGGUUGAUAAUAAAGGUGUUGAUAGUAGUUGUCAUGUUGAAGCAAAAUUGGAUGGGGAUGAUGGAAUAAUUUAUGAGUUAUGUUAUAAAAAUGCCAAUUCUUCAGCUAUAACUGAAAGUGAAUCAUGUUUAGAUCUUGUUGGUGACAGGUUAAUUAGACCUAUAUAUUCAAGUUGCUUUCCCGUCUCACCUAGCGAGGAUUUUCCAAAGGAUGAGACUGAAAAUACAGCCAAAAACGAAACUACCAAUCAUGGUCUAAAUGGUGGUUUUGAUACUCAACUGUUCAAUAACGUCAAGGUCACCAGUGAGGAUCUACUCUUGAGAUUAUCCCAAAAAAAUGAAGUUAUCAAUAAUGAAAUUCCAGAUUGUAAGAAUGAUGAUGGAAUUUGUAAUGAAGAUAAUGAUUACUUUAUAUUUGGUACAAGAUCAGAUAUCGAUCGCAGAACAUUGAGUAUUAAUAUUUGUAGCGAUUUAGAACACUGUGAAACUAAUCAAGAACGGAUGCCAGAGAAAAGUGGAACUACCAAGAACAAGUGCAAACAAUCACCAGAUCUUAUAGGACCACAAACUGAAAUCACGCUAAAGGAUAAUCUUGAGAAUGUUAAAAGCAAAGUUGUUGGCCAGGAAGUUAGUGACCUUUCAGAAUUUAAACAAUCCUCAAGAUAUAUUGCAACAACAGCCGGUGUCCUUAAUACUUCGAUCGAAACAAUUGAAAAUCCAUGCAUCAACAAGGAGAUUAAUCCUGAAGAGAAUGAUAGCCAAGGAGAAUCAUUGAUUGAUCCAAAAUUAUCUAUUAGUACUCCCGAAAUUGCAGUAGAGGUUGAAACUUUAUGCAGUAAUGAUAGCAAUGAACUAGUAGAUGCAACCGGUGAGGCUAUAGAAGUUAAUGAUGAUAAUGAUACCUCAAUAAAAAGCAUUCAUGCACAGGAAACUGACUGUCCACAGUCAUCAGAACUCUUUAAUAAUGCUGGAAGGGUACUAAAUGAAACUGUAGAGAAGAGUGUUGGUGAGGAAAUGAAUUCUGAUUGUAAUGACACGUGUAAACAACUAGUCGCAACAUAUACUGAAGAAGUGCCGAAUGAAGACACAAAUUAUCCUACUGGUGAUUCCCAUGAAGAACCAUUAUCAUUAGACAUAACAGAGUUCGAACUUUACGAUAACGAAAAUAUUGUAACAAGCAAUGCAAAAAUUGUUGUAAAUGAAGUUAUAUUUGAUGAUAACGAUGCCAAUGAUAGCAUUUUCAUUCCCCUUCCUGGUGUCAAUUCCGAAAAUGAAAUGGAGAAACAUGACUCGGGUAAUAUUACGUUGUUAGCAACAGCAGCGUCGUUACAGGAAAAAAUACCAAUCAAAUAUAGAUCCGCUAUGAAGACAAUAAAAAAUGAUGUAUAUAAACAGAUACAGUGCAACGGCGGCAUUGAGGAUGAUCGCGAUAAUAACGACAGCGAUAAUCUCCACAUUGAUGAAGAACUAGAGAGCAAGGUGACCACGAGUUGUUUUGACUCAUACACGUUUUUCGGCGAUCAGUUAGUAGGUGAGUCUAAGAAACAGAGUUCUCCUAAAAAAACUUUCAAUACUCGACACAAACGUCGACAAUUGAAGACUUCACCUAAGGAGAGACAAAAAGAAAAGUCAGUCAGUCCGGUUAAAAUUGUAUCGAGAAAGGAGGGCUCUACCGAAAGCCAAUUAAGUUGUAGUCCCAGAUUGCUUGUAACAAAGGCAUCCGUGAAAUCAUUUAAAUAUACUUGUAAUACGACUGUUCAAAGUAGUGACACAGACGAUGAUGAUACUCCACUAUCGAAAAGAAUCGAAAAAAAAACGAAUUGUUCUGUCGGCAAUGGAUUAGGCAAAAGCAAUGAGAAAAGUAAAACACCUGCCAGACCGCGAGGCAGACCCAGAAAGGUGCCUUUGGAAAAAAAUUGCAAACCAGUAGCAGAAAGAACCGAAUGUUCUCCGAGAUUGAGAAAGAAGUCAUAUGACGGCCAUGCAGAUGUAGACACGAUCGGAAAGUGUCCACAACAGAAUAACCAAAUCAUGAUAUCCCCUACAAUUACCGAUAUGGCGAGUCAGUUUAGUCCUCGGGGUAAAAAACUAAGCAAAGAGGGGCCACUGAAACUUAAUCCUGAAACGAACGAAGGCGUACAAGUAUCGUCAAAAACUAAAACAAAAGUGGAGUUGACGACGUUCAACCCUUCUCUUACUCCCAAGGAAAAAUAUAAACUCGCGCUGCGAGCUCAACUGAAUCAACUGAGCGAAACCUCGGAGGCGAAACCUGUGGUGCCACCGGCCAAACUUCGUAGGAAGUCAGAAAAUAUAAACUUUAAGCAAGGUGCUAUUGUCCAGAAAGAGGCGACGGACUUACCAACUGUAAAUGUACACAUCGAUUUGCUCUCUAACUGUAAAAACACUUUAAAGGCGACAGCUGAUAAGUUGAAAAGAAAACUUGCAGGCGAAGAUAAUUUUUUCGCAGAAAGUGUGCCUAAGAGGGAGAAAGCAAAGGCCGUAAUGCUAAACUCUGAUGAGAAUUUAUCAAAUGAUAUGGUGUUACGUGACAUCAGGGAGGAAGUGUCAAAGGUUGUGAGCAAAUUGGAAAAUACGUCUUUAUUUAAUGAUACUUCUAAUUCCAUCGAGUCAAACAAUCAAGUAUUAGGCCAGCAUGAUGUUCAGGUAAACGGAACUAUCAAUCGUAAUGGGGAACGAGAAAAUGAAAAUACAAGUCCAUUUUAUUCAAUGGACAAAAGGCAAUCAGCAUCAUGCAACCGACGAAAUUCUGCAUUUGGUGAUGUCAAACUCAUUGAUACUGACAAAGCAACAAAGCCUGUUGACAGUACCGUCGGUGAUCUUUCAAUAAACGUGAUAAGUAUUAAGUCUGCGCUUUCAUCUAUGAAAAGUAAUUCGGAAGCCGCUGACCGUGCAAAUCCAAAAAAAAUGCAACUUGAACCAUCAGAAAACAAAGGGACUAAAGAAUCCAAAACUAAAAACUUCGACACUAUAAAAAAGAACCAAAAACACAAACGAUCACGUUCUAAUGCAGAGUAUAAGAAAUCCGAAGAUUCGAGUAAGAGUCGUCCAGAUGAUAAACACAUAUUAGAUGUUAAUGAAACAUCAUCGGAUUGUAGAAGGAAAAAAAAGUCUAAUAAACUGUCAAAUUCAUAUGAAAAGAGCAAAAAAGAGGAGACGCUCAAAACUGAGAAAAAGCAAAGCAAAGCAGGUCUGUCUCACGUAAUGAAUGAAAAGCAAAAAUGCCGAAGUAAAGGUGAUAACACAGACAGGUACAGCAAAAAAGUAGAGGAGAAGCGCGAGUCAAAGGAACGAGUGAAACGUGGUAAAGAAGAAAAGGUAAAUAAAAACAAAAUUAAAACACUUAAUAAUACAAGAGAGGAUAGUAAUAAAAAUACGAACCAGAACGGCAAAUAUGUGAAAGAAAAUCCAAUUUCUCAUCACUUGAUAAGUUGGAUCGAUGAUAAAUUGGAAUCUUCCCAUUUCAGUCAGUUAGGCAAAAAUAACUACAAAUUUGGUUGCGCUUCUAGGGAGCACCAAAUUAUAACUGAAAAAGGUGUCGAUCUACUACAGUCAGGUUUUAAAGAAUCCGUGAAACAUGAUGACAAACCUAUAAACACAAUUUCCAUAAAGGAAUCGAAUCCAAAAACUGCGAAGACUAGUCCUGUCGCAGAUGUCACAUAUUUCGAUGAAGCAAAAGCAAAUUGUUGUAAAAAGAAGACCUCAAAAGUUGUGAUCGGAAAUUUUGAUAAUAACAUAACUCCUAUGGGCAACGCCAUGGGUAUGGAUGAAAAGGAGUCAAGUGCGCGUGUUUCUACAGAGAACUCAAACGAAGAUGUGAAAACAGAUCUCUACAAAUUGAAUGUGACGAAAUUUGAUGUAACUGAUACAGAAGGAUCAGCACUGCAUUAUAGCGGGAACAUUUCAAAGGGUGUGAAUGGAAGUUUAACUGAUAACGUCACUGAUACGACCGCACUUGGUAUGAACCCUAAAACGGUACGGCAAACAGAAAAUAUUCCAAACCAAUACAUCAAUAGUGUUUCUGCAGAAAACUCUAGUGAAGAUGCAAAAACCAAUCUCUGCAAAUUUAUCGUAACGAAAUCGGAUGAAACGGACCCAAAAGAAUCAUCAUUGCAUUAUGGGAAGGACAUGCUAAAGGGUAUUAUUGGAAGUUUGCCUAUUAACGCCACUGAUAUGACCGCGCCAGAUACGGACAACAAUGCAACACAGCAAACAAACGAUAUUCCAAACCAUAAUGUGAAUAGGCUUGUUUCUACAGAAAACUCUAGGGAAAAUGUAAAAACAGAUCUUUGCAAAUUCGGUGUAACGAAAUCUGAUGCAACUGGCCCAGAAGUAUCAUCAGACGUUGUUGGAUGCUUGGCUAUUAAUGUCACUGAUAUGACCGCACUUAGUGCGGACCACAGACUAACACAGCAAACAAAAAAUAUUCUAAACGAAAAUAACAGUAUACAUAUCUCUAGAGAAAACUCAACCAAACAUAUAAAAACAGAUCUUUGCAAAUUCAUUGUGAACAAAUCUGAUGUAACUGACCCAGAAGAAUCAGCAGGCGUGGUUGGAAGUUUGGCUAUUAACUUCACUGAUAUGACCGCACUUGGUGCGGACACCGGACUAACACAGCAAACAAAACAUAUUCUAAACGAAAAUAAUGGUAUACAUGUCUCUGGAGAAAACUCAAGGGACCAUAUAAAAACAGAUCUUUGCAAAUUCAUUGUGAACAAAUCUGAUGUAACUGACCCAGAAGAAUCAGCAGGCAUGGUUGGAAGUUUGGCUAUUAACGACACUGAUAUGACCGCACUUGGUGCGGACAACAGACUAACACAACAAACAACAAAUAUUCUAAACGAAAAUAAUGGUAUACAUGUCUCUAGAGAAAACUCAGGCAAAUAUAUAAAACCAGAUCUUUGCAAAUUCAUUGUGACCAAAUCUGAUGUAACUGACCCAGAAGAAUCAGCAGGCGUGGUUGGAAGUUUGGCUAUUAACGUCACUGAUAUGACCGCACUUGGUGCGGACAACAGACUAACACAACAAACAACAAAUAUUCUAAACGAAAAUAAUGGUAUACAUGUCUCUAGAGAAAACUCAGGCAAACAUAUAAAAACAGAUCUUUGCAAAUUCUUUGUGACCAAAUCUGAUGUAACUGACCCAGAAGAAUCAGCAGGCGUGGUUGGAAGUUUGGCUAUUAACGUCACUGAUAUGACCCCACUUGAUGCGGACAACAGACUAACACAGCAAACAAAAAAUAUUCCAAACGAAAAUACCAAUAUACAUGUCUCUAGAGAAAACUCAAGCGAACAUAUAAAAACAGAUCUUUGCAAAUUCAUUGUGACCAAAUCUGAUGUAACUGACCCAGAAGAAUCAGCAGGCGUGGUUGGAAGUUUGGCUAUUAACGUCACUGAUAUGACCGCACUUGGUGCGGACAACAGACUAACACAACAAACAACAAAUAUUCUAAACGAAAAUAAUGGUAUACAUGUCUCUAGAGAAAACUCAGGCAAACAUAUAAAAACAGAUCUUUGCAAAUUCAUUGUGACCAAAUCUGAUGUAACUGACCCAGAAGAAUCAGCAGGCGUGGUUGGAAGUUUGGCUAUUAACGUCACUGAUAUGACCGCACUUGGUGCGGACAACAGACUAACACAACAAACAACAAAUAUUCUAAACGAAAAUAAUGGUAUACAUGUCUCUAGAGAAAACUCAAGCGAGCAUAUAAAAACAGAUCUUUGCAAAUUCAUUGUGACCAAAUCUGAUGUAACUGACCCAGAAGAAUCAGCAGGCGUGGUUGGAAGUUUGGCUAUUAACGUCACUGAUAUGACCCCACCUGAUGCGGACAACAGACUAACACAGCAAACAAAAAAUAUUCCAAACGAAAAUACCAAUAUACAUGUCUCUAGAGAAAACUCAAGCGAACAUAUAAAAACAGAUCUUUGCAAAUUCAUUGUGACCAAAUCUGAUGUAACUGACCCAGAAGAAUCAGGAGGCGUGGUUGGAAGUUUGGCUAUUAACGUCACUGAUAUGACCCCACCUGAUGCGGACAACAGACUAACACAGCAAACAAAAAAUAUUCCAAACGAAAAUACCAAUAUACAUGUCUCUAGAGAAAACUCAAGCGAACAUAUAAAAACAGAUCUUUGCAAAUUCAUUGUGACCAAAUCUGAUGUAACUGACCCAGAAGAAUCAGGAGGCGUGGUUGGAAGUUUGGCUAUUAACGUCAAAGAUAUGAACGCACUUAGUGCGGACAACAGACUAACACAGCAAACAGAAAAUAUUCCAUGCGAAAGAACAGAAAACUUAAGCGAAAAAGUAAAAACAGAUAUCUGUGAACUACGUGUGUCUAAAUUUGAUUACAUAGCUCAGGAAACUACACAUUAUUGGAAGGAUGCGCCAAAUAAUUUGCUUAUUGACGGCGAUGAUUUGAGCACAGAUUAUACGGAGAACAUACAUCUAAAUAGCGCAAAUAAGAAUGAAAUUAUAAGCGAAAAUGUGAAAAGGGAUGAAUGUAUAACCAAAUAUGAGACAAUUUAUCAAAAUACAGCAGCGACACAUUCUGAUAAGGACACCACAAAGAGUGUGAUUAAAAAUUUGGUUAUAAAUGUUACCAAUGUGAACACAGAACAUGCGAUUCAAUUAAAUGUAGAAAAUAAAGAUUUGAUCGAAAAUACUCCUCCCCCAGCCAAGAAACAAAAAUUAAAUGCAAGUUACUGCAGUAGUUCGUACAGCCGCAGCCAUGCAACAGAUUUGGAUGUAGCUGAAAGCAGCAAGGUAAAAAUGGAUCUCAAGUCAAAUGUAUCUGAUGAUACCGAGCAGUAUGAAUUCUCUAAUCAAGUAAUCUUCGACUUGAUAAAUGAUUUGGUCGAUAGAGUAGCUAGUUCAGUUAGCAUUUUAAAGUCGGAAUGUGUGCCGUCAUUUGAGGACUAUUUCAGCGCUGAAGUGAAAACGCCCAAGGAGACAUCUAUCGUCCAAUUUUCAAUUUCCACAAAAACAGAUUCUGGAUUAACAUUACUGAAAGAGGAAUUUAAAGGCGAACGGAUAGAAAAUUCUGCUAUUUUCGCGCAUACCCGGAAAGAAAGUAUUUGUGGCGAUGCAUGUCAGUCAAAUGUCCCACAAAAUUCCGGUGAAGUUUACAAUGUUACCGCUUCAAAGUUCGAAAAUCAUUAUGAACCCAUCAACGGGUUUAAUACUCUGUCAGAAAAUAUUUUGGAUAACAUUAUUUGCGCAGAAGGCUCGGAAAAUGCUAGUACCAGCGAAAUCAAAACUGAACCAAGCGAUACUCCAACAGGAGGGGAUCAUACGUAUACCAGAGAUCCUUUGGUUAGAGGGAGGCAUGAGGAAAAAGAGGUGCUUUCAACUUCACAAUUUACCGACAGCAAUGUUAGUUUGGAAUAUGCUUUAGAUGAAAUCUUGGACUUUAUUCAAAUAAAUAAUGACCCUGUGAACAGUAUAUUAGGAAGUCAGUUUAGUUUGACCUUAGAAGAUGGAAACACUACCGUUCCAAUUGAUGCGUCAAAUAUAGAAAUUUGCGAUCAGCCAAGCGGCUCGAGCUGGGAUUCUUGGCAGAAUUCCGCAAAGGGUAAUAUAGGAGAGAACCCUUGCCCGGGUAACACUUCAAAUCUCGAAAAAGAAAGUUCGGCGCCGGGUAUAAACCAGAAUAUAGAAGCGACUUGGUCUUCGGAAAGUCCGAAAGUCGUAGUUGAACCGCAGCCCAACUUUAAUGAGGUAAUGGAUUUCUCCUAUCUGACAUAUCCUUCGACACCAUCCAUCGAGAAGCCUUUCGCGUACGAUGAUGUAGAAAAUGAAGAUAUAUCCAAAUGUCCUGUCGAGUCGUCAAUAGACCAACUCCUUAAGCUUUCCGAUCAUCUUGUCAAUCAAAUGAAGGACGAUGAAGCGGCAACCGUGGACAAGAAAAAAUCCAAAAAACCAGAGGAGGAUAAGUCUCAAAUUCCAAAGGACAAAAACAAAAAAUCUAAUUCAAGGCAACCUGUGAAAAGCGAAGUGCCGAUUACGCCACAACGGAGAUUAGGCCGACGUGAAAAGCCGCCACACGCUAUUACUAGAAAAAAGGAGACCUCUUACUCUGCUAACGAAAAUUCUAGAAUAGUGGAAAACGAAAAAAACAUUUCUGAGGAGCAGAAAAAAAAUCAUUGUCAUCAAAAAGGAAACUUGCCAGAUCUGGGAACUGAUUCAAAAUCCAAUCUUAAAUUCUCAGAAUAUUCAAAGGCAAAGAAAAAACCCGUUGCAGAAACUACAAUUUGCCCCGAAAGAGGUUCUCGUACGGUAAGGUCUCCAAUGUAUGUGACAGAUGUAAAAGAACCAGUAGAAAAUGUUGAUUCAGUAUUUUCGGUGCAAGAGACGAGCCCUUUGUUAUUAAAUAUUACCAAAAGGGACUCAAAAAGCUUAAUUGAUCUCGGUUUAAGCACCUGUCAAAGCUUUAAAUCCAAAUAUUCGUGUAACGAGAAAAAUAGGUUUGCUGAUAACAGAUCAACAAAUCAUAUGCCAAUGAAGAGGAAUAGUGAAGAAAAUAUACAAGCAACAAGAAUAAAAAGACAAAAGACUGUCGACAUAAAUUACAGAGAUAGUCGGAGUCACAGAAGAGAAUCAACGGCAAAUGCGUCUGAAACAAGUCCCGAUACAUCAUGGUACGAGAACGUUGAAAAGCAAUGUGGUACCGAAAUUUGGAUCGCAACUACUCCCAAGUGCACUUCCCGGAAAAUUAGAAGAAAAAAUCAGCAUUAGUAGGACAUGAUUACUUCAGAAAUGAUAUGAUGAUGUGCUCUGAAACUGCGACCCACACAACAAAUUAAUUACAGCACAAUCAAAUAUCAGUUGGUUUAUGAGUAUUUAGGACAUAUUUCAUCUUCCCCACCUAUUGUCCACAGAGGUACUUUUUGGAUUAAAUAAAUCUAGUCAUUUUUAUUUUACAUCUACGAAGCAGUGAGGGUUAUCUACAUGAUCAGGUAUAACUUUAUUUUGUUAUGUACAUUUUAAUUAGGAAGUGUUGAUGCUCUAUGCUUAGAUAAUGGUAUAAUGUCUUGAGUGACUAGAACCUUAGGAAUGAAUCGUUUUAACCACAUUUUUUUUUUUGAGUUAUCUCUUUGUAAAUAAAUUGUACUUUGUAUAUUUUGUAAUCUUGCGCAUAGUUUAAAAUUGUAUUUAGUUUCAUGAGUAAAUGAAUUUUAUUUCAUA
Cylas formicarius (sweet potato weevil) is the source of this 13345-nucleotide messenger RNA. RefSeq lists its product as uncharacterized. The record is from RefSeq and is a predicted model, not a curated record. The transcript is spliced from 7 exons. Bases 1268 to 12895 code for a protein of 3875 amino acids. Lineage: Eukaryota; Metazoa; Arthropoda; Insecta; Coleoptera; Brentidae.